Exophiala dermatitidis NIH/UT8656 is the source of this 1101-nucleotide messenger RNA. Its product is annotated as alpha 1,6-mannosyltransferase. Gene Ontology annotation, biological process: protein N-linked glycosylation. Gene Ontology annotation, cellular component: mannan polymerase complex. The coding region runs from base 1 to 1101 and encodes 366 amino acids. The transcript is spliced from 2 exons. NCBI's taxonomy places the organism in Eukaryota, Fungi, Ascomycota, Eurotiomycetes, Chaetothyriales, Herpotrichiellaceae. The record is from RefSeq and is a predicted model, not a curated record. Gene Ontology annotation, molecular function: alpha-1,6-mannosyltransferase activity.
AUGGCAGUCUCGUCCACGGUCAAGCGGGCAACGCUCCUUGCCGCCGUUCUCAUAACACUCUUCCUCCUCCUACGACGUUCCUCUUUGUCAUCGCCCGAGCCUCCUGCGUUUCAAGCUGCUUCAGGGCAGACGGGACAAGCUUCCAGACCAUACCCUCCUCCAAGAUCUCCAGUUGAACAACAGCAAGACCAACAAGUUGUGCAGGACAUUGCCUCCAAACCCUUGCGGGAAAGACUUCGAUAUCACUUUCCAUACAACCUUGAGGCUAAGUUUCCGGCAUACAUAUGGCAAACAUGGAAGACAAGGCCAGGUUCGGCGAAGUUCGAGGAGCAUUUGAGGCCAGCUGAAGCGUCAUGGUCUGAACUACAUCCCGGAUUCGUACAUGAAGUCAUUACCGAUGAGGCGGCGGUACAUCUCAUCAGCUACCUGUAUGCAUCGGUGCCUGAGGUAGUGCAGGCAUAUGAAGCCAUGCCCCUACCUGUCCUUAAGGCGGACUUCUUCCGAUAUCUGAUUCUCCUCGCUCGCGGAGGUAUCUACAGUGAUAUUGAUACACACGCUCUCCAAUCGGCCACUCACUGGUUACCGCAGACUCUCGACAAGUCUAAAGUUGGCCUCGUUGUCGGCAUUGAGGCCGACCCCGACCGAGAGGACUGGGAUGAAUGGUACGCUCGCCGAAUACAGUUCUGUCAAUGGACCAUCCAGUCAAAACCAGGCCACCCUGUCCUGCGAGAUAUCGUCGCAACCAUCACAGAGGAGACCUUGGAGAUGAAGAAGGCUGGGAAACUGCGCAAAGGCAAAGCCCCGGCGAAGAGCAUCAUGGAAUACACGGGCCCCGGCGCGUGGACGGAUGCCGUCUUUUCCUACUUCAACAAUAAAGAAUACUUUGACUUCCGUACGCGAAAGACUAAUGUUACCUAUUCCGACUUCUUCGGCAUACGGGAGCAUAAACGAAUCGGCGAUGUCGUGGUGCUUCCGAUUACCAGCUUCAGCCCAGGAGUGGGUCAGAUGGGCUCAGAAGGGGUUGAUCAUCCGAUGGCCUUCGUGAAGCAUGAAUUUUUUGGAUCGUGGAAGCCCGAGAACGAGAGAAUGGUAAAGAAGUGA